UUUGACAUAAGCCCUUCUCUUACAAUGGUUUCACUACUGGCGAGAAUUCAAAGACGCUUCCAGAGAGAUUUGUCCCCCUAAAACCCUAGAGGAGUUGUAUACAGAUACGGACCACAUGGCUUUCCUAAGUAAAGUUGGAAAGAUAAUUAGGCAGACCAGCGCCCAUGUCACUGCCUCUAACUCGAUGCUACAGAGCAUCCGGUGCAUGUCUUCUUCUAAAAUCUUUGUUGGAGGUAUCUCCUACAGCACUGAUGAGUUUGGCUUAAGAGAAGCUUUUAGCAAAUAUGGAGAAGUUGUUGAUGCGAAAAUUAUCGUCGACCGUGAAACUGGUAGAUCGAGGGGCUUUGCUUUCGUGACAUUUACAUCUACCGAGGAGGCUAGUAACGCCAUGCAAUUGGAUGGACAGGACCUUCAUGGUCGAAGGAUUAGGGUGAACUACGCAACUGAAAGGGGAAGUGGGUUUGGAGGAAGGGGAUUCGGUGGUCCUGGUGGUUAUGGUGCUCCAUCUGGUGGUUAUGGAGGUGGUGGUGGCUACGGAGGAGGUGCUGGUGGUUAUGGAGGCGGUGGUUACAAUGCUCCAGCUGGCGGUUACGGAGGUGGCCCGUCUUAUGGAGGAAAUGCUGGUGGUGGUGGUUAUGGAGGUAACUCUCCUUAUGGUGGCAAUGCCGCUGGUGGUGGAUAUGGUGUUGCUGGGGGUGUUGGUGGAAGUGACAACUUCGCUCAAGGCAGUUCCUCUAAUGCUGGAUUUGAUGACAAGUUUAGCAGCAACGAAGCACUAGGCAAUGAUACGGAUCACCAGCUCGAAAGCGCGGGCGUUGAAGAACAGUUUGGUGGCAGUGACAAUCAGUUUGGUGACUCGGAUAAUGGGCAAACAGAGGUUGGCGGCCCAGACGGGUUUGAUCAGACUGACGACGGAGAUGUUGCCAAGAAAGCUUAGCCUCUACUCAUUUGUGUCCUGGAACUUUUCGUUGCAGCUUCAGAAUAAACUUAUGGAAGUUUAUCAGUUUCUGUUUUUCAACGUUUGGUGUUGUUUUAUCAUGCAGAGACCUCUCGCUUUCUUAUGUUUUGUGUCACUUGAGGCCCGCAAAUAAAAGUUGUAAUAACUUGUAACA
Molecule: messenger RNA, 1112 nt
Organism: Brassica oleracea var. oleracea
Lineage: Eukaryota; Viridiplantae; Streptophyta; Magnoliopsida; Brassicales; Brassicaceae
Product: glycine-rich RNA-binding protein 5, mitochondrial
Exons: 5
Coding region: 116-937 (273 amino acids)
Molecular function (GO): RNA binding
Source: RefSeq, a predicted model, not a curated record